AUGCUUGCCCGUGCGAAUAGCGACGCAGGUACUCGUCUUCGUCGCUCCAAAUCUACAUCGACGGUCCACAAGCGUCCUACAUCUGUCACUGACUCCUUGGAUCUGGAUGCAGUCAAGCAGCAAGCCUUGGCUGCUGCUACAGCUGCUUUCGCACGAGCACAACUCCAAGAUGUAGCAGACCACAGCGGGAAACGUAACUCUGAAGUCUCCAGAUCCAAGAGCAAUACCAGCCGCAAGUCUCUCAUGUCGCAAGGUAGCCACUUUCCACCGCGCGAGUCAAGUUUGCGUUCCACGCAGCGACCAAAGGUUCAAGAGAAUACACGCAGUCAAUUUCGGUCACAGGCUUCAGAAGCGGAUACGGAACAGAACACCGAGCAGUUUCCGCCCUUCUAUCCUACUCCUACCGUCGAGGGGUCAUCUCCACCACCCCGGCAAUUAUCUACACAGCCUUCCAUCACCUUUAGCGAAAGUGCCAGGCCCAGCUCCCAGCCAAAACCUCUUCGGCCGAAUGCUUCAACCUCGAUCACCUCGCAGCAGAUACGGAAGGCACGAUCCAUGUAUUAUGCAAGCAGUGUGCAGACAGGAUCGCCUAUAGCACGGCCGCCCGCGAAGUAUCUUACCACACCACCUACAGUCGGGAUCAUUCCAAUAUCGGAACCAUCGCCUGUAUAUGUACCGAAUCGUACUCUUGGGCCGUCCCCCCUGGCCGGUCCGCGCCUACCUGUCACCGUUGGACUCGACGCUACAUUAGAUAAGGCGCGAGAUGACUACCUGCAAGGUUUCCAACAGAAGGCGAUCAAGCAUAAACCUUCAAUGUUCUUAGCACCCUUCAAGAAGAGACAGGACAAGGGGAAGGAAAAGGGAAAGCGGACCUUAUCCGGCGCGCAAUCUAUCUGUGCGAGCAGUCAGCACACGCCUGACGAUUCAACGACAGACCUCACAUUGAACGACUUCGUCCCACCGCAGGACAUCAAAGAGAAGCGGUCAUUUUCUGGAUCUUUGAAGAGCAAAAUUCGGAAAGUUUUCCGGCGAACGUCAGCGAAGUCGGCCAAUCUUCCUGUUCAACAGAUCGAUGCCAGUCGAGACUACUUCCACACUGCACGUAUCGGACCACCAUCAGUGGAUGAGACAUAUGCUAUACCGCCACCUGAUCAGGAGACAUUGCAGCGCAUCCGCGCCCGUACUCCAUCUAGUGAAGGGAAUCGCCCCGUCUAUCUACGAUCUGGAUCUCGAAGCAACAGCACUGGAAGUGGACGCAGUAACCGUAGUCUUCAUAGUGAAGUACACGUACCGCAUGUACCCACAUCUCGGGUGACGAGCUGGGGAACUUCUUCAACCGAAGAUACACUGACGCAAAGAGCCAUGAAGCGGAUGACUGUCAUCCACGAAUCCAAAGACAGUAUCGGUAGCGAAGCAGACCGUAUCGCCUCUGCGAUAGCAGUAAGGAGGAAGUCUAUGCCUCUUCCACCACUCGCUUCUUUCCGUGAUCCCAUGCCCAUGGAAAGCCUUGUGGAAGAGGUACCUACACCCAUCGACGCCAAACGCGUCUUCUCUGCGUUGAUGCGAGAAAUGGGAACAUCCAAGCCAUCUCAAACAUCAGCAGGCCUCAUCGAAGGAACACCAGGCGCGGAAAGCGAUGUCUUUGAGUCGAGUACGACAAAACUUCAGGUUCAGACGCGAGAACUACACUCCAGUUGCAGUCGCCAUCUUCGAAGCAGUACCGAACUAGAACAGCGACCACCAUCUCGCCGACCCGCUACAGCUCAAAGUACUCAAAGUAAGACCAGCACAAUCAAGUCUCUUGGCAGGGCGAUAAGGUCCACCAUUCGCACCGUGACACCCAGACAACACUCGUCUCCUGAUCCUGAUGUCACCGCGAAUGUAGACGACGCCAAUAACAUCAACAAACAUGAUGAAAAUACUCCUUCGAAUGUGGCUACAUCUGACUCUGAGGACGGCGGCGAUACAAGUGAUGAUGCUGAUAAGGAUCAUACAACUCAAAUAUUCACUCCCUCGGCUUCGCAGAUUGAAAAGCGCGUUGAGAGGGCAAAAGAUCGCUGGAACAACUCUCUUGAUGAGGCCGAGCACCUCCAGUUCCCCCGUGAGACAAGUAAAAUUUACGACAUCACAACUUUUGAUCAGCAAACUCGAAAAACACAGCAAUCUAGCGUUGAAGGGAGCCAAGCAGCAUCAUUAGAUACCGGUACGGUGCAGACUCAAAUUGCUCACGGAUUACCAGAAUCACCGAAAGUCCAGGGGUCGCCAGUUCCUCAAGCUUCGAUGACACCAAUGUCACCCAGCAUAUAUUCGCGCAACACCGAUGGCGUCAGUAUACUUCCCAACGACAGCGUCAUGUCUUUUAAUGGCCCAAACGAUCUGGAUAGAUCGCAUGAUGGCGGCUCGGCUGUGAUUCUCACAUCCCAUUCUGUACGAAGCUACGUGGUAGGAACCCCCUCGCCGCGUCAACGUGGGCCAGAUUGUGCUAGUCGUGAUUGGAGGGCUUGGCUUUCCCAUGAAAUUUCAGGUAUGGAACUCACCAGUCAGGAGGAUCUCCGGAUCGAUGAUCAAUACACAACACCCUCGAAGAGAGGUCAAGACUCCGCAGGCACUUCAUUUACUGAGCAGGAUGACACGACUGUAGUUCUGCAAGCAUCUCACAACACCAAUACACCCAGAGCAGAUAUUGAACCAAUAGCGAGUAUCAAAGUGCCUCAUGUGGACGAUGAUCAGCCAGAUCUGGACCACCAACCCCAAAACGGUGCCUUGGGAGGGACACCGGUCUCCAAGGGACACAAACCGCGCAUUGAUAGUUUAAAGGAAGACGCUGUCAGCUACAGCCCCACAGUGAGAGCAUACGGAAGUAUUGAGUCGCGCAGAAAAUCUCAAAUAGGCUCCGCACGGCUUUCCAAUGCAGAGUCUUCGCCUUCAAUAUCGAGAUGCCGCGUUUCCACUUCGCGUUUAGGCUUUGAGACGCCAAAAUCUCCCGCAAUGAAUGAUCGUUUUCCUUUUCUAGACACUGGUCGACGCUCAAGUAGCAACAGCUUAUGUUCCCGAAAUUCGAAAUCGGCCACUGAAAGCGUCGCUUCCUUGAAAUCUUUGAAAUCUUUCAAGUCAACGCCCGGCGCAAGGCUCAACGCCGACAUCUCAGCUCCUUCAACGGAUGAAACGUCGAGACGCGCUCCCACAACAGCGUUGAAGAGAAGUGACGCGCAGCUAAAGAGGAAGGAGAACAUCACACCACCGAUUUCGCGCGAUCAGAGGCAGCCUGCCGCAUCACCUCUGGGUGUUACACCUCGAACAAAUUCGCAGCAGCUAUUAUGCUCGUCACCCUUGAACCGCAAUUCAUCAUACGCCGACCAGAACAUCGCGAAGACACCUGAGAUGAACGCUACAAAAUUGCAACAAGAUCCAAAUGCGACACCACUACGUCCGCGAGUACGCGUGAAAAUGCGGCCCGUUUCUCCCGAGAAGCUCGCCCGACGACCAAGAAGCGCUUUUGACUUGCGCGGUACGAAUGGUCUCGGAGGACUCAAUGCAGCACCGCAACAUGCUAGUGCAGGCGUGCGACAGCCAACAUUGCAUGUCAAAACCUCGUCAAGUUCUCUAGCCAUGACUAAAGAACCAAUUCCAGAUGCGUUGGAAAGAGUCAUCGACAGUGUGAUUGAUGGCGAUCGUAGCGGGAGCGUUACCCCAGGACAGCGAAUGGCCGACCGCUUUCUGAAGGAGCGGGAGAAAACACCUGUGCCGGAAGGCAGUGUUGGGAAGAGAGGCGGGCUGGUUUUGGUAAGGGAAGAUACGCCUGCGUUCUUGUGA
This is a messenger RNA of Pyrenophora tritici-repentis Pt-1C-BFP, 3813 nucleotides long. The record is from RefSeq and is a predicted model, not a curated record. NCBI's taxonomy places the organism in Eukaryota, Fungi, Ascomycota, Dothideomycetes, Pleosporales, Pleosporaceae.